AUGGAACAGGAAAAUGGGAAGCCCCUUCAGGAGGGGACCACUCCCUCUAUCCCAACCGAGACAGCAGAUACUUCUGGGACUGUGGGGAAUGGGUGUGCCAACGAGGAAGAGUUAGCCAAAGACAUGGCCCAGAAGAUGUCUGACAAGCAAUCUGAAGAAGUGGGAGGGGCUGACAACGAAAAUAGAGUAGAGGAGGCCCAGUCUGAGGCCAAGACAGAGAAUGAUGAGGAAGCCAAAUCUGAUCCCAAGAAGGAGGUUGAUGAGAAAGAGGAGACCAAAGAAGAGGCUGAUGGGAAAGAGGAGGCCAAGUCUGAACCCAAAAAAGGGGAUAAUAGAGAAGAAAUCAAAUGUGACUCAGCAGAGGAGGCAACAAAGGAGUCAGAGAAAGAAAAUAAGGAGACUUCCUGCUCAGAAUUGGAGGCAGAGACCAUUUCUGACACUCAAGUCAUCCAGGAGGUAGGUGGUACAGAUGGAGAGCCAAGCAAUGGAACUGAGAAGGAGCAAGGAGAAAGCUCAGCAGCAACUCCUAGCUCACCAGAGGAAUGGCCAGAGAGCCCCACAGGAGAAGGACAGCACCUCAGCCCAGAUACCACUGGUCCAGAGAGCCCAACAGCCAGUGACUCCUCCCCCAGUGAUGUGCCCCAGAGUCCCACAGGCCUCGCUCCCUCAGAGGAGAAGACUGAGAAGCCGUCAGAAUACAGAGUCUCUGCUCCAACCCGACCCCGAGGUCCCAGGGCUCAGAACCGAAAAGCCAUCAUGGACAAGUUUGGGGGGGCAGCGACUGGCCCUGCCCCCCUCUUCCGGAACGCAAAGGCAGCAGGGGCAGCUGUGGGCAGCGUCAGGAACAUGUUGCUUGAGUGGUGUCGAGCCAUGACCCGGAAGUAUGAGCAUGUGGACAUUCAGAACUUCUCCUCCAGCUGGAGCAGUGGAAUGGCCUUCUGUGCUCUCAUCCACAAAUUCUUCCCCGAUGCCUUUGACUACACCACGCUUGAUCCCAAGAAGCGCCGGGAGAACUUCACCCUGGCUUUCUCUACGGCUGAGAAUCUGGCUGACUGUGCCCAACUGCUGGACGUAGAUGACAUGGUCCGGCUGAGCGUCCCUGACUCCAAAUGUGUCUACACCUACAUCCAGGAGCUGUACCGCAGCCUUGUGCAAAAGGGACUGGUGAAAACCAAGAAGAAAUAA
Messenger RNA from Vombatus ursinus (common wombat), 1185 nucleotides. It is a transcript of the gene SMTNL1, whose product is annotated as smoothelin like 1. Bases 1 to 1185 code for a protein of 394 amino acids. Gene Ontology annotation, cellular component: filamentous actin; microtubule organizing center. The record is from RefSeq and is a predicted model, not a curated record. Gene Ontology annotation, molecular function: protein binding. Gene Ontology annotation, biological process: actin cytoskeleton organization. The transcript has 8 exons. NCBI's taxonomy places the organism in Eukaryota, Metazoa, Chordata, Mammalia, Diprotodontia, Vombatidae.